GAUCGCUGACCAUUAACUAGCAGCAUUUUAAACAAAAUGCAAAAAGCUCCUGACUCACUUUCAAACGCACAUCAUGCGUGUUUUGUGAAAUAUUCUGUAAUUUUCUGAACUCUGUUUCAAAGAAUUUAAAGAAAAAAGAUGAAGUUUGAAAAUGUGCUGGCAGAGGUAAAUGGCUUUGGGAAAUUCCAGUUGGGGAUAGUCCUUAUGAUGAUCAUUCCUCGUAUGACUUUGCCCUUUCACUUCCUGCUGAAUAAUUUCAUUGCGGCUAUUCCUGCUCACCACUGCGACAUCAGCUCUCUGGAUGAUGGAGGCAUUUUUAGGAAUUUAUCACAGGCAGAGAGGCUCGUUGUGAGUAUUCCACUGCAGGAUGAUGGGACUCCAAGCUCCUGUGAGAUGUUCACAAAGCCUCAGUAUUUUCUGCUGCUCAACACCUCCAACAUCACUGAGCUUCCCACCGUGUCCUGCCAGAACGGAUGGGUGUACGAUAACACCACCUUCAAGUCUACUCUGGCCACAGAGUGGGAUCUGGUUUGUGAUAUGAGACGUUUGAACAGAGCCACUGCCACAAUCUAUUUCAUGGGAGUCAUGUUUGGAGCAGCACUGUUUGGAUAUCUUAGUGACAGGUUUGGCAGGAAAAGGGCACUCCUGUUGUCCUAUGUGACGACAACAGUCUUUGGAUUCGCGAGCGCUUUCUCCACUAACAUUACCGUUUUUUCUGCGAUGAGAUUUUUUACUGGAGUGGGACUUUCUGGAAUAAGCAUAAUCUCAUUUGUCCUAUGUAUUGAAUGGGUGGACAUCAAGCAUCGAACUGCAGCGGCCAUUUUAAUGAGCUUGGACUGGAGUGUUUCUAAUUCUCUGCUAUCAAUCUUGGCCUAUUUUGUGAAUGACUGGAGGUACCUGACUGCCGCAGCAACCUCCCCACUGUUACUGGCAAUGAUCUGUUGGUGGUGGCUCCCUGACUCUGCCAGGUGGCUUAUAAGCAAUGGGAAGGUAAACAGUGCCCAUUUUUACCUGAGCAAGUGUGCAAAGGUCAACCGCAGAGAGCAGUUCAUGGCUGACCUAAAGCCUGAGAGUCUGUCCAAAGUCAUAUUUGUAGAAAAUGAAAACAGAAAAUAUUCCUAUUUGGACCUUGUGAGGACUCCCAGAAUGAGAAGAGUGGCUCUACUCUCUGGCAUUGUGUGGUUUGGUGUCGCCGGUACUUAUUAUGGAAUCAGCCUGAAUAUCAAUGGAUUUGGUAUGAACAUUUAUCUCACACAGUUCAUCUACGGUGUGAUAGAAAUCCCGGCAAAGGCGUUUAUCUACUUCAGCGUGGACAUAAUAGGUCGGAGGAUAAAUCAGGUGGCAACACUUGUUCUCACGGGACUGUGCAUAUUCUGCAACAUGUUUAUCCCUGAAGCAAUGGGGCUGUAUCGAACAGCUGCAGGAGCCUUGGGCAAAAUGUUUGCAGAGGGAGCUUUUACCACUGUAUUUCUGUACACAGUAGAGCUGUUCCCCACAGUAAUCAGACAAAAUGGAUUGGGUAGCUGCUCCUUCAUGGCACGUUUAGGUGUGUCUAUAUCCCCUCUGAUCAUGCUCCUCGAGGAAGCGUGGCUCCCUCUGCCGAGUGUUGUUUUCAUCCUGUUGGCUUUUGUUGCAAGUAUUUCUGCUUCUUUUCUUCCUGAGACUAAAAACAUCCGCCUACCAGAGACGAUUGAGGAAGUGGAACAGAUGAGAAGGCGCUCAUUCUCUGCAUCUGAUGAGAAGUGUCCACUUUAGAUGUAUUUUCUGUUUUGUCAUUUCAACCAAGAGGCCUGCAUUAAUAAUUUGAAGUGUCACCUUGAAUUAUUGCCAUGACUGAUAAUAAACAAAAGAUUCAUUA
Molecule: messenger RNA, 1858 nt
Organism: Solea senegalensis (Senegalese sole)
Lineage: Eukaryota; Metazoa; Chordata; Actinopteri; Pleuronectiformes; Soleidae
Product: solute carrier family 22 member 7-like
Exons: 10
Coding region: 139-1755 (538 amino acids)
Biological process (GO): transmembrane transport
Cellular component (GO): membrane
Molecular function (GO): transmembrane transporter activity
Source: RefSeq, a predicted model, not a curated record